Messenger RNA from Periconia digitata, 2024 nucleotides. Lineage: Eukaryota; Fungi; Ascomycota; Dothideomycetes; Pleosporales; Periconiaceae. The record is from the annotation of a GenBank genome assembly.
UUUCUCGAGCUACUUAUCUUCCCCCUCUAGUCUUAGAACCCAUGCCUGUCUCUUUGGAUGGGCUUCCCUACGAUAUACUAUUUUUUGUCACGUCAUAUUUAAGUUUCGAAGACAUCCUUAGCCUUGGGGAUUCACACCCCAAGUUCAAAGCUCUUCUGCUCGAAAGUACACUAUGUCGGAGGACUAUCGAGACUCACGUGGAACAUACGAAAGAUGCACAAUCGGCCCGAGACUACAAUCAGAAACUCGAACCAACUUCACCGAGGAAGAAAAUGCGUCGGUGCCAAAAGGAGGAGAUUGCGUACAUCGAAGCUAUGAAAAACAUACACGACAAACGCAUCGCUUUUCAAAGUUGCCUCCCAUAUUCUGCACGAGUACUAGGCCACGGAAACGGUUUUUGUUACCGUCGCGGCUCAUUAUGCAUAUUAAAAGGCAGCACUCUUCGAAUUCUAGAUACAAGUCAUCCUUCACAAAGUAUGGAAAUCGAUCUGACUGCCACUGUCGAAACUUUUCGAGGAGCUUCAACGUCAGCAGCCGAUUUCGAUAUAUCCUUGAUGUAUUAUAGCGAUGACAUUGCUGCCAUCCUCUACGAGAAAAAGGCGCGGCCCAACGAAAGCUGCAUUUAUGCCAUCAGCACCAAAAAGGCACUUCCAAGCAACAAAAGACUCUUACUGGAAAAAUGGUUGGAAACGAGCUAUAAAUUUUUCUGUCGCCAUACAGCCAAAUGGCUUUACUACGGGACAUACAGCGCGAUGGGAUCCAAUGGCCGCCAUCACGAGUGGGAGAUCCAAGGAGUGUCUCUCACCGGUAAUGACUCACCGGCGAAGACCCCUAAGAUUGUACUGGAAGGUUUUUUUGGGGCAGAUAUCGGUUCUACUGUCGCCUUUGAAAUACGGGACGGUUUCUUCUACGCUGUAUCGAACCAGACUUCUUUCGAGGUGGAAGAGAUCGACUGGACAUCUUUCUACCAUAUCAUACGCUUUCCACUCGAAAAUCCCCGCCGCGACAAUACAGAUAUCAAUAAGAGGUUGUAUCGACGACAGCACGCAGAGGGUCCUAUCCAUGAUUCGUGGACUGAGUUGACGAUUCAAUUCGAUGAUGCUACAGGGCAAGCAAGAAUAGUGGAAUCACGCCGCGAAUGGGUCCGCAGCACGAGUGAGCAGAAACGCACCUUCUACAUUGCAGACUUCAAUUUCGACCCCUCUUCAGCUUCAGAUUCAGAUGAAGCAUCUGAACCGGUCAGAGCGUUGCCCGACAACGAUUUGUUCACCACCGUUUUAGAUGACCGUAACAAACCCAGUUGGGCUCCAGAACAACAACGAUUGAACCCAACCUUCCACACCGAAUUCGCGCCAGAUUGCAGGGCCCCGAUCUUCACCCUCUCCCGGACGAAACUCAAGGCGUACAACCUCUCUACCAGCUCGUUUCUAGACCUCGUGGAAGAUGAACAUUGCUGCAACGAAACAACCACAGGUUCAUGCAUGCGAAUCCGCGUAGGGUCCCGUCGCACAGCACCGCUGGACUGGGUUCCUCCGUGCGACAAAUACGACAAAUACACCCCAAGCAAAUCCCCCAAAGAAUAUCUAGGGUCCAGAAGAGACGUUGUGUACCGACACUCACCCAUCAGGAUGUGGCCUCCGCCAGCCACUCAAUGCGCGUGUUCACGCAGAUUACACAAGAUACUCAACCCUCCGUUGCCCAACGACAGCCCUAUGUCGUACAAUCGCCACGUCGUCGGCAGCGUAGAUGAACACGGGCUUGUUUACAUGAUCCGGUCAGGACGCCCGUCUAGCGAGGAAAACCAGUUGGGUGUCAUCGUAAUGGUGAGCUUUACCCGGGGGCGGUCUUCCUCGUCGGUGGAGCGUCCUCCUUUAGGUCCUGCGGCGGCGGCGUCAGCAGCUGGUGAGGAAUGCUGUCAGCACCAGCGGCAAAUCGAUGAUGAAGGUGAUGAUGAUGAUGAAGAGUAUGACCCUGAUUACUGGCGGUGGAAACCUGGUGUCCAUAGGACCGGUGUGUGUCAUUGA